Molecule: messenger RNA, 942 nt
Organism: Microthlaspi erraticum
Lineage: Eukaryota; Viridiplantae; Streptophyta; Magnoliopsida; Brassicales; Brassicaceae
Source: the annotation of a GenBank genome assembly
AUGACCGAUGUCGAAGAAUGGAAGGCAGCAUGGAAGAGAGCAAAGGCUCGGACGGAUAGAGAUAAUAAGAAAAUGAUAGCUGGUUUCAAAAAGAUGACUGAUGCCCAAGAAUGGAAGGCAGCAUGGAAGAGAGCAAAGGCUCAAACGGACAGGGAUAACAAGAAAAUAAUAGUGUUCGAUAUCCCGGGUUCUACGAUCGAUUUCGAGCAAGAGAUAUGUAAUGAAGGGCGUCCUUGUCCUGGCUUAGUCUUGCUAUACGCUAGGAUGGGCCUUCAUCGCUACAAUUUGCUGGAGGGUACAAAGUUUGAGCUGAGUGGCGUAACGAAAUACGUACAAUCAAAGGGUACUUGUGCUUGCUGUUACUACAUAACUCUGGAUGCAAUUGAUCCAGCUGUUGGCUCCUCGCUUCAAACUUUUCAGACUGAAGUAUCAGAGCAAAGUUUUGGCAGAUAUAUUCUCAUGGGACAAACCAGUGGCAGAGGAGCGUCUUUUGUAGAUAGUAGCUUGCCUGAGUGGCCGGCAGAGAAUCCUUUUCAAAAAUAUUACCUCGUGAAGGAAUCAGAGCUGCAAGACAAUGACUGGAUUCUUCUGUAUAUUGAACUUGCUAUUGCCAUAGUUACGAACAGCGAAGGUAAGGAUUUUGGUCCUCCCAAGUUGGAGAUUGUUAAGGUGGCCAUGGAUGCGAAAGAUGAGGGACUCAAUGCCUUAAAUGCGAUUUUCUACGUAAGGUACAAGGACUUGAACGAGGCUGAGAUUGGUAAGGCUUUGGACCGCUUUGCUAUAGUUAGAAGACGCUUCCAUGAGGAUACGCAAUGCUUCAGUCUCGUUGGUUCCCAAGUUAACCAAAUAUGGACUCCAAAUGAAAGCUCUUCACCUCUAACCACACGUGAAAUCCAGAGGCAGGAGAAUCAAUAUAGUAACCAUAUUGCUAUCCGUACAUAG